Blepharisma stoltei is the source of this 1216-nucleotide messenger RNA. Lineage: Eukaryota; Ciliophora; Heterotrichea; Heterotrichida; Blepharismidae. The record is from the annotation of a GenBank genome assembly.
AUGUCAGAGAAACCCAACUUUCGGCAACGAGCCAUAUCAGACCACGAUAUUCCUUCAAAUUCUUCCCACCCCAUCCGCAUGCGCAUAUGUGAAGCCAAUUUCGAAAUAAAUAUCGCGACCCUCGGCUCUCAGCACCCUUACGUCCGUAUCUUUUACGGAAACAACAAAUGAAGAACCGAAGUCGCAAAAAAUUCAGGAAAAACCCCAAAAUGAGAUAUCGAGUACAAACUGGACCUUGAAGGCGACACAAUCCAAGUCGUAGUUUUCCACAAAGGCUUUUUCUUUUCAGACCCAGAAAUAGGCAGAUGCACCAUUUGCUUAAGUGAAGUUGUACAAGGCCAUCUCGUCGAAUGGUGAAAUUUAACAACCCCAGCUGGCAGCCACGCUGGGGCAAUUUUAAUAGCUUUUGAAAUCCCUGAUAAAAGGAUCCCAGAUAUAGCAGUCUCUAUGUGGACAACUCAUAACGCAAACAGCUCAUGAGAUGUAAGAGCCUGCAGGGCUUCUCCUAUGGAGUGGAAGGUAAGGAAACAAAAAAACUCAAAAUUCAAGCCGCAGCUGACACAAAGGACUCCAGACCGAAAAUUUAUGCAUUUUUCGACAGAGCCAGAUGAAGUGUAUGAUUUAGACCAAAUAAAAACGGAUUUGUCUGAAGAAAAUGAAAGACUGAGAGCGCAAGAACUUAAGGUAAAGAAAUUGUUUGCAAAACUAAAGGGGGAAAGUAUUGCGCUAAAAGAUGAGAAAAUUGAGCUCAGGAAAUGCAAAGAAAUGCUGCAGGAAAAAGAAGAAAAAAUUCUGCAGGAUAAAAAUGCGCUAGCGAAUGAGAAAUUGAUGAUAAUGAAAGAAAAAGAAGAAAUAGAAAAACUCAAGCUUCAGUUAAACCAGGAUUAUACUAACUUCCGUUGAGCAAAACCAUUUGGAGAGCCAUUUUUAUAUAAAAUAUAAAAAAUUAGCCCAACUUUUUUAAUGAGCAAAUAAAGAAGGAGGUAAGCUUAAACAAGAUAAAUUAAAAAUCUGCGCCCAUAGGAAAGUCCUUGAAAAAAGGAGCAAAAAGAUUUUUGAGACUAUGAGACACAUAGAGCGACACAAAGAAAUGAUCGAAAAUUCUCCAAGCAAAAUCAAAAAUAAAGAAGACGGGUCUAUUGAUGAUGCUGAGCUUGACCAAGAACUGGACGACUAUGACGUCGACAUCAGUGAUGGAGAGCUAUAUGAGCUUUAA